This is a messenger RNA of Anguilla rostrata (American eel), 3251 nucleotides long. RefSeq names its product sorting nexin 4 (gene snx4). Bases 74 to 1378 code for a protein of 434 amino acids. NCBI's taxonomy places the organism in Eukaryota, Metazoa, Chordata, Actinopteri, Anguilliformes, Anguillidae. Gene Ontology annotation, molecular function: phosphatidylinositol-3-phosphate binding. The transcript has 14 exons. Gene Ontology annotation, cellular component: early endosome membrane; SNARE complex; plasma membrane. The record is from RefSeq and is a predicted model, not a curated record. Gene Ontology annotation, biological process: protein transport; positive regulation of autophagosome assembly.
ACUACAGUGAAAAGAUGGAAAUAGGCUUUGUGAUUAGUGCGCCUGCGUGUGAGCUAAAGAAAAUAUCGGGAGGAUGGCGGACAGCAGCAGCGAAGAGAUAGCGGUGAUUGGAAACACUGAUUUAACCGCUGCCGAGUUGGAGAACAACAGAAACAACACGAUGGCAGAGGCAGGGACAGCCCUCUUGAAACGGAUGGAGAUCAGCGUUGCCGAGGCGGAGAAGAGGACGGGGAAAAACGCUGUCAACAUGCAGGAGACUUACACCGUUUACCUAAUAGAAACGCGCGCGGUUGACACGGCGACAGACGGCCAGAACCCCACCCCUGAUACUCUAUGGAGGCGGUACAGCGAGUUUGAGCUCCUUAGAAACUAUCUGCUGGUCACCUAUCCAUUCAUUGUUGUGCCACCUUUACCGGAGAAGAGGGCUGAAUUUGUCUGGCACAAGCUGUCUGCGGACAACAUGGACCCGGACUUCGUGGAGAGGCGGAGGGCGGGGCUGGAGAACUUCCUGCUCCGCGUGGCCUCCCACCCAGUCCUCUCCAAUGACAAGAUCUUCUAUAGCUUCCUGACCGAGGAGAAUGGGUGGAAGGAGGUGGUGUUUGAGACAGGAUUCCAGGCCAAGGCUGAUUCAAGGUUGAAGGCCCUGAAUGCAACAUUCAGAGUGAAGAAUCCUGACAAGCGGUUUACCGAGCUGAAGCUCUACAGUGACGAGCUCCAGUCUGUGACCUCUCAGCUGCUCAGAGUGCGGGCUCGGGUAGCGGAUCGCCUGUAUGGGGUCUACAAAGUCCAUGGGAAUUACGGGAGAGUCUUCAGUGAGUGGAGCGCAAUAGAGAGAGACAUGGGAGACGGGCUGCAGAGUGCUGGACACCACAUGGAUGCCUACGCCGCCUCGGUGGACGAUAUCCUGGAGGAGGAGGAGCACUAUGCCGACCAGCUGAAGGAGUACCUGUACUACGCUGAAGCUCUGAGGACGGUGUGCAAGAAACAUGAGCUCCUGCAGUACGAGCUGGAGGUGGAUGCUCAGGACCUGACUUCCAAGAAGCAGCAAAGGGAGGAGCUGGCCACAGGGACGGUCCGGACCUUCUCCCUGAAAGGCAUGACCAGUAAGCUGUUUGGCCAGGAGACGCCGGAGCAGCGGGAGGCCAAGCUCAAAGUGCUGGAGGAGCAGAUCACCGAGGCCGAGAAUCUGGUCAUACAGAAAAACGCCGAGUGCGAGGAGUUUGUGCAGAAGGCCUGGGUGGACAUGGAGCGCUUUAAAGAGCAGAAGGACAGGGAUUUAAAAGAGGCGCUCAUCAGCUACGCUGUCAUGCAGAUCAGCGUGUGCAAGAAGGGAAUUCAAGUGUGGACCAAUGCUAAGGAAUGUUUUAGCAAGAUGUGAAUUCCUGGUCCCACGCCCGGCCCAGAAGACACGGAAGAGCGCUUGGUCAAGGCCUGAGGAGGGGACAGAAUCGCCAUUGCCAUGGGAACAUGCUCCUCGGAGACCAGAUGAGGAUGGUUACUGAAAUUCCCAUGUGAGCGCUUGUGGUCUGAAAAGGGAUGGCAGUUUAAGAAGAAAACACAAGAUAUGGAUAAACAAAUGAAACUUUACAAACUACUUUGCAAUUUCCCUGUUCUCUUAUUAGUAUUAAGUUUCUGUGUUUCUGAUUCUUUUGUGCAGGUUUGUGCAACUUUUAUCCUUUUUUUGAAAUGAACUAUUCCAGUGCUUUUUCAAAACUUUCCAAAGCUUUUUUCCGUACUUAAGUUUACGAUAUUUUGUGAGUUUUUUUUUUUUUUUUUUUUUUUUUCCCCGGGUGGUUUUCUUUUAGUUUUUUAGCUCUUCAGAAGACAGACCACCUCUUCUGUUCCUUUGUGCUUAGUGCCUGGACUAAGUUUGGGUUUUAUGAAGUCUGGUAGAAGCACUCGCUGCAGAAGAGGACCCGUCCAGCCCUGCCAGCGCUGAGGUGCUCUUUAAGGGAGCUCAUUUUAUUGCACCUGAGUAUCCCCUUCGUACUUGACUGGUGGUCGUUUCGGUAUUGCACACUUAACUUUGCCUAAUGUCGCACUGCCAGCAAGACCGUGAUUGCCUGGUACUGCCCCUAGUGGCACACCAAAGACUAAUGCAGAGUUUAAACUCCUGUACUAAAAUUUUGCGUUUACUCCAGAACAUAACAUUCAUUUCAGAACUUGGUAACGUGGUGUAUUUUUGUUGGUAAACCCAGAAUGGAAGUGUAAAGUUGAAUCCCCUCUGUUCAGCUUGCUCAGAGUGGUUGUAAUAUAAUUCAUUGUUGGAUAUGCUCGUUCAUAAUGCUCUCCUACCUUUAAGAGUACAAGCAAACGAUUCCCACACAUGCGUCUGCAGUGUGUAGAUGUGUUGCCAAUGACCUGAACACAUAACAUGCAUGUCCAGCACCGUUAAUAUCCCCAAAUGUAAUCUUUUUUUAAGGUCAGUAUUGGGGGUAAUUACAAAGGAAAACACUGACUCACAAAUACAUUAUUAGCCAAGAUGACUCUAAUGCCUCGGUGUGCAUCCAUUACAUUUAACUUGCCUCUUACCUUCAUCUCUUAAUCAAGAAUUUAUAUAUGCUGCUGCCAAAUUGUGUAUUUUCUUACCAAUUUUGUUACUUAAAGAAAGUUGCUGGUAAAGCUACAAAUUCUUACUUUCUAAUAGCAUUGAACGUGCCUUUUAUUGUUUAUAAAUAGUGGAUCAAUAUUUUGAACGUGUCUGGCAUUAGGUCUGAUUUGUUACUUUGAAUCAGAUAAAUCAGAUAAACUUAUCUUAUUAAUAGUUUUUCCCAUGUAUAUUUUGUUCUCUAAAUGAAACGUGUGCAUCAGUUGUUCUUACACUUGGAAAGAGCUAAAUGUGAGCCUUGGCCUGCCUGUAAAUCCUUUAUUAUGAAAAAACCAUGAUCUGUAUUUCAGUAUUUUUUUGGCCAUAACAACUAUCACGAACGGCAGAGUUGAUUUCUGCUUUGUGGGUGGGGUCCAUAUGUCGAUUUAAUAUUGGCUGAGGGGACAGGAUGUCAGGGUGAAAGAAAUGUCAGACCAUGUGAUAAUGGCCUUUAGUUAACCUUGCAGGGAGUGAAACUGUUUUUACCCUUCUUCAGUCUGAAACAAAACGGAGUGGAAGCUGUAACAUCAGGAUAUGCUUGAAAUUAUAGGUCUGACUGGGAGGGGUGAAGUCAUCCUUUGUACUUGCAAUUGUAAACAGUGUAUUCCAAAAUGGUUUUUUUUUUUAAAAACACUAAUAAAUUAAAAGCUGUAUUUGUAAUGUA